Molecule: messenger RNA, 7881 nt
Organism: Mugil cephalus (flathead mullet)
Lineage: Eukaryota; Metazoa; Chordata; Actinopteri; Mugiliformes; Mugilidae
Gene: cacna1fb
Product: calcium channel, voltage-dependent, L type, alpha 1F subunit
Exons: 49
Coding region: 171-6443 (2090 amino acids)
Biological process (GO): calcium ion import across plasma membrane
Cellular component (GO): membrane; voltage-gated calcium channel complex
Molecular function (GO): high voltage-gated calcium channel activity
Source: RefSeq, a predicted model, not a curated record
GUUGGUUCAGUUUCUCUCUGAUCAGCUGAUCGACAGCAGGAUUCUCUUAAAGUUUAUUUUUGGAUGAAAUGCUGAGAAGUUGGUGAAUCGAAGGAGGAGGAGGAGGAGGAGGAGGAACUGAUGAAGAUCAAACCCAGGAGAUGAUGGAUGCUGUGAGGAGCUGAGCAGAGAUGUACGAAGAGACCCGCAGAGGUGGAGGUCGUAAUGGCUACACCCAGGCUGUGGAUAGGGAGGACGGAGGGGAGGAGGGGGAGGAGGAGGAGGAGGAGGAGGACGGAGGAAAGAGAGAUGGAGGAGGAGGAGAAGGAGGAGGAGGAGAGGAGAGGGAUGCGGAGUGGGAUGAGGAGAUGGACGGAGAGAACGAGGGAGGCGUGAGGAUGACGAGAACCGACACGCUUCACUCAACGACAAGUUCAACAGGAACACAGAGACGCAGAGGACAACACGCUAAGAAACAGGUGCAGGGUAGUAACCAGGUCCAGCGAGCUCCACGAGCUUUAUACUGUCUGAAACUCAACAACCCGAUCAGACGAGCAGCGCUCUCCAUCGUCGAGUGGAAACCCUUUGACAUCUUCAUCCUGUUAGCUAUCUUUGCUAACUGUGUGGCUCUGGGAGUUUCCAAACCAUUUCCUGAGGACGACUCCAACUCCACCAACCAUGACCUGGAGCAAGUGGAGUACGUCUUCCUCAUCAUCUUCACCAUUGAGACCUUCCUGAAGAUCCUGGCCUAUGGUCUGGUGAUGCACCCCAGCUCCUACAUCCGCAACGGCUGGAACCUGCUCGACUUCGUCAUCGUCAUCGUUGGGUUGUUCAGUGUUGUCCUGGAGACGAUGACUCAUAAGUCCAGUGGCGAGCAGGCGAGUACUCAUCACGUCCCGGGAAAACCUGGAGGUCUGGAUGUCAAAGCUCUGAGAGCCUUCAGAGUCCUGCGGCCCCUCAGACUGGUUUCAGGAGUCCCCAGUCUGCAGAUUGUGUUGAACUCGAUCAUGAAGGCGAUGGUUCCUCUGCUCCACAUCGCCCUACUGGUCCUCUUCGUCAUCAUCAUCUACGCCAUCAUCGGUCUGGAGCUCUUCAUCGGUCGCAUGCACAGGACCUGCUACUACAUAGGAACAGAUAACUACGUGGAGGACGACCCCGUCCCCUGUGCCUUUGCGGGACAUGGACGUCUCUGCCUCGUUAACGGCUCCGAGUGUCGAGGGAGGUGGGACGGUCCCAACGGAGGAAUCACCAACUUCGACAACUUCUUCUUCGCCAUGUUGACGGUGUUCCAGUGCAUCACCAUGGAGGGAUGGACGGACGUCCUCUACUGGAUGAAUGAUGCCAUCGGCUUUGAGCUGCCCUGGGUUUACUUCGUCAGCUUGGUGAUCUUUGGCUCCUUCUUCGUCCUCAACCUGGUUCUGGGCGUCCUCAGCGGAGAGUUCAGUAAGGAGCGGGAGAAGGCGAAGGCUCGAGGAGAUUUCCAGAAGCUGCGUGAGAAGCAGCAGAUGGAGGAGGAUCUGAGCGGAUACAUGGACUGGAUCACUCAGGCCGAGGACAUGGACGAACUGGACGAGGACGGAAACCAUCGUCCGUCUCUGGGGGACCUGUCCGAUAAGAAGAGGGGGAAGUUCGGAUGGUUCAGUCACUCCAACGAAACUCACGCGAGUCUUCCAGCCAGUGAGACAGCGUCUGAAAACACAGAGAACAUUGAUGAGGACCACACUAACUGCUGUCAGUCCUGCUGUGCUCGGGUGAUGAAGAUUGGCUGCUGCCGGACGCUGCGUCGCUGGAAUCGAGUCUGUCGCAGAAACUGUCGAACCGCCGUCAAAUCUGUGACGUUCUAUUGGCUGGUGCUGCUGCUGGUCUUCCUCAACACCUCCCUCAGCGCCUCCGAGCACUACAACCAACCAGACUGGCUCACUCAAGUCCAGGACAUUGCCAACAAGGUGCUGCUGUCUCUGUUCACGGUGGAGAUGCUGUUGAAGAUGUACAGUCUGGGUCUGGCUCAUUAUUUCGUGGCGUUCUUCAACCGCUUCGACUGCUUCGUGGUGUGUGGGGGCAUCAUGGAGACCAUCCUGGUGGAGCUGGAGAUCAUGCCUCCGCUGGGCAUCUCGGUGCUGCGCUGCGUCCGCCUGCUGAGGAUCUUUAAGGUCACACGCCACUGGACGGCGCUGUCCAACCUGGUGGCGUCUCUGCUGAACUCCAUGAAGUCCAUCGCCUCGCUGCUGCUGCUCCUCUUCCUCUUCCUCAUCAUCUUCGCUCUGCUCGGCAUGCAGCUGUUCGGAGGGAAGUUCAACUUUGACGAGACGCAGACCAAGCGCAGCACCUUCGACGCCUUCCCACAGGCGCUGCUCACCUGCUUCCAGAUCUUGACAGGUGAGGACUGGAACGUGGUCAUGUACGAUGGCAUCAUGGCGUACGGCGGCCCCGUGUUUCCAGGGAUGAUCGUCUGCGUUUACUUCGUCAUCCUCUUCAUCUGUGGUAACUACAUCCUGCUGAACGUCUUCUUGGCCAUCGCCGUGGACAACCUGGCUGGAGGAGACGGAGACGACAAGAAGAAAGAGGAGAAGACGGAGGGAGGCGAGGAGGGGGAGGAGGAGGGGGAGGAGGGCCAGGCCGAAGAGGAGGUGGUGAAGGUGGACAUCGAUGAAGACACCGAGUAUGAGGAGGAGGAGCUUCCUGAAGGAGAGGACGACGGAGGAGUCCAGUUAAAGAUGGCCGACCUGGCUCCUCCGAAGGAGAAGAUUCUCCCCAUCCCAGAGGGAAGCGCCUUCUUCUGCCUCAGCAAGACAAACCCGAUCCGUGUGGGCUGUCACACUCUGAUCCACCACCACAUCUUCACCAACCUCAUCCUCGUCUUCAUCAUCCUCAGCAGCUGCUCAUUGGCCGCUGAGGAUCCAAUCAGAGCCCACUCCUUCAGGAACAACAUUCUGGGCUACGCAGACUACGCCUUCACCUCCAUCUUCACAGUGGAGAUCCUGCUGAAGGUAAAGCUGGUUUCAGGGUGGGUGAAUGUCAGAGCUGCCGUCUGUGCUCACGUCCUGUCUCUGUGCCAGAUGACCGUCCACGGAGCCUUCCUCCACCAGGGCUCCUUCUGCAGGAACUGGUUCAACUUGUUGGACCUGCUGGUCGUCAGCGUCUCGCUCGUCUCCUUCUUCCUGCACUCCAGUGCCAUCUCUGUGGUGAAGAUCCUGAGAGUCCUCCGGGUUCUCCGGCCGCUCCGAGCCAUCAACAGAGCCAAAGGACUCAAGCAUGUUGUCCAGUGUGUGUUCGUGGCCAUCAGGACCAUCGGGAACAUCAUGAUCGUCACAACGCUGCUUCAGUUCAUGUUCGCCUGCAUCGGAGUCCAGCUCUUCAAGGGUAAAUUCUAUCGCUGCACAGAUGAAGCCAAACACACUCCUGACCAGUGCAAGGGGACGUUUGUGGUCUAUAAGGACGGGGAUGUCAGUCAUCCUAUGGUGAGGGAGAGGAUCUGGCAGAACAGUGACUUCAACUUUGACAACGUCCUCAUGGGGAUGAUGGCGCUUUUCACUGUGUCCACCUUCGAGGGCUGGCCAGCUCUUCUCUAUAAGGCCAUCGAUGCUAACGGGGAGAACUCUGGUCCCAUCUAUAACUACCGGGUGGAGAUCUCCAUCUUCUUCAUCGUCUACAUCAUCAUCAUCGCCUUCUUCAUGAUGAACAUCUUCGUGGGCUUCGUCAUCAUCACGUUCAGGGAGCAGGGGGAGCAGGAGUACAAGAACUGUGAGCUGGACAAGAACCAGCGUCAGUGUGUGGAGUACGCUCUGAAGGCUCAGCCCCUGAAGCUCUACAUCCCCAAGAACCCGGUCCAGUAUAAGUUCUGGUCCAUCAUCAACUCCACGGGAUUCGAAUACGUCAUGUUUGUUCUGAUCCUGCUCAACACCGUGACCCUGGCUGUUCAGCACUAUGAACAGUCCAAAGGCUUCAGCUACAUCAUGGACAUCCUGAACAUGGUCUUUACUGGACUCUUCACUGUGGAGAUGCUGCUGAAGCUGCUGGCUCUCAGACUCAGGCAUUACUUCAUCGAUGCCUGGAACUCGUUCGACGCUCUGAUCGUGGUCGGCAGCGUGGUCGAUAUCGUUGUCACUGAGUUCAGUAGUGGAGAGGACAGCUCCCGGGUGUCCAUCACCUUCUUCCGUCUGUUUCGAGUGAUGCGAUUGGUCAAGCUUCUCAGUAAAGGGGAGGGGAUUCGAACGCUGCUGUGGACAUUCAUCAAAUCACUGCAGGCGCUGCCCUACGUCGCUCUGCUCAUCGCCAUGAUCUUCUUCAUCUACGCCGUCAUCGGAAUGCAGACCUUUGGGAAGGUCGCCAUGCAGGACUACACUCAGAUCAACAGGAACAACAACUUCCAGACGUUCCCCCAGGCCGUCCUCCUGCUCUUCAGGUGUGCGACAGGUGAGGCGUGGCAGGAGAUCAUGUUGGCCAGUCUCCCAGGGAAACGCUGCGACCCUGAGUCUGACUACGAGCCGGGGGAGGAGUUCAGCUGUGGCAGCAACUUCGCCAUCGUUUACUUCAUCAGCUUCUUCAUGCUGUGUGCCUUCCUGAUCAUCAACCUGUUUGUCGCCGUCAUCAUGGAUAACUUUGACUAUCUGACGCGUGAUUGGUCGAUUCUGGGGCCGCAUCACCUGGACGAGUUCAAGAGGAUCUGGUCCGAGUACGACCCGGAGGCCAAAGGUCGGAUCAAACAUCUGGACGUCGUUGCUCUCCUCAGAAGGAUCCAGCCUCCUCUGGGCUUCGGGAAGCUCUGUCCCCACCGGGUAGCCUGCAAGCGUCUGGUGGCCAUGAACAUGCCUCUGAACUCUGAUGGGAUGGUGACCUUCAACGCUACGCUCUUCGCUCUGGUCCGGACGGCUCUGAAGAUCAAGACCGAAGGUAACCCUGACCAGGAGAACGAGGAGCUGAGGGUGAUCAUCAAGAAGAUCUGGAAGAGGAUGAAGCCCAAGCUCCUGGACGAGGUCAUCCCCCCCCAUGAAGAGGAGGAAGUGACCGUGGGGAAGUUUUACGCCACCUUCCUGAUCCAGGACUACUUCAGGAAGUUCAGGAAGAGGAAGGAGAAGGGAGGACUGGACGGAGACACGGACGCCAGCAACCCGUCCGCCGUCCAGCUGUGUAAGGCCGGUCUGAAGACUCUCCAGGACCUGGGUCCAGAGAUGCGUCUCGCUCUGAACGAGGACCUGGAGGACGAGGAGGACGUGGCAAUGGAGGACGAGGAGCUGGAGGACAACGCCGAGUAUCAGAACGAUGAUGACUUCAGACCAGAGACUGAGAGACGGAGCUCACUACUGUCCCCUACUGGUCCAGGGGGAGUCGUGGGGGAUGGCGGUGUCUCUAACGGAGGACUUGUUCACCGGGUCGGGUCUUUCACAAAGACGGUGAACGGGGGCGAACACGACUCGUCUCUAGGACGCGGAGACAGCAUGAGGACGUCCGUCAAUCACCGCCGCAGGACGUCCACCAAGACCACCGUCCUAGACCACGCCCACAAGAGGACGCCACACCACAGACAUGGAAGGCGGGACUCCAGGGACAGGACAUGGAGGGACGGGGACAUGGACACGUACGGAGAACAGGGUUACUACAGCAGAGACGAGGACAACGACAGCAUCGGCUCCAGAGACAGAGACAGACAUUAUCCUGAUGAGCCUCCUCUCUACAGAGACCACUACAACGGUCACGCUCCCUACAACAGUAGCUAUGGUAACGGCUAUAGCGACGGCCGGAGGACCACCCGCAGACGCCUCCUCCCGGCCACGCCCACAGGUCGUAAACCGUCCUUUAACAUCCAGUGUCUGAGGAGACAAGGGAGCAGUGAUGACCUCCCCAUACCUGGGACGUACCACCCCACCUCCCCCCCACGCCGCACACACACACAGCAGACGUUCAGUAGUUAUGAGUCCCGCCUCUCCUCUGCCGCCUCCUCGGCGUCCUGGGCCAACCCGUGUCCUCGCCGUGGUCGCCUCCUCUACGCUCCUCUCAUCCUGGUGGAGGAGGAGGGCAGUCCUCCCUGGGGGGGCGGGGGGAAGAAAGGAGGAGGCGUAACGGGCGGAGCUCCCAGACCGGCCUGGUACGGUGACCCCGGAGGGACAUCAGCUCCGCCCCCCUACCGAGCGUACACCACCCUCAGAGUUCCCUCCCAGCUCGGAGCCCCGUUCACCGAGAAGAGAGGGUCGGCCGACAGCCUGGUGGAGGCGGUUCUGAUCUCAGAGGGUCUCGGCCUUUAUGCCAGAGAUCCAAAGUUCGUGGCGUUUGCGAAGCGUGAGAUCGCGGACGCGUGUCACAUGACCGUGGAUGAGAUGGAGUCGGCCGCCAGCGACCUGCUCGGCUCGGGAAGCCACGCCUUCCUCGCCAACGCCGACCCCGCCCUCUACAGCGACGAGGAGCCAAUCAGGACGGGCCGGGACGAGGACGAGCUGGCGGACGAGAUGACCUGUGUGACGUCCUUCUGAGGCUCUGGACCAAUCAGAGAGCCAGAGGGCCUGGAGGGGGCGUGGCCUCUGAGCAGCAGGACAGAUGAUUGGACGUCCACCGACAGAUACGAGGAAGGACGGAUGUUAGACGAGACUGAAGACGAGAAGAAAAUGGAUCAAAGACAAUUUCUGACGUUUGUCAGAAAGAGUCCAGACCCCACAGAGCGACGCAGCCUCACACUCUACCCACAAUGCAUCUGUGCUGCUGUCACUUCACCACCUGUCAGCUGAUGUAAAUAUUCACGUCUGAACUAAUGAAACCGAUUAAAUUCUGUUGAAGUUUGAAUUUAAAUCUGAUGAAGAUUAAACUAAACGCUUCAUUUUUUUCUGUGAAUUUCAAACUGAAUAUUGAUGAGUUGAUUUAUUUUUGAGUUUAUAUUUAUAUUAAGAAAUAUUUAGUUCCAGUUUGUUCAAAUAAUCUUCAUUUCAAUAAUGACCAACAGAAAAGAACCAGCAGCGUAAACUUAACAUUAGCACAGAGACGGCUCAACAGCGGAGAAACUUAUAGAGCAGCUACUUCUGUAAUGUUAGCGUGAUUUGAUACGUGUUAAACCCAUGUUAUAAAUUAGAUGGAUUAAAUUAAAUUAAAUAUCUUUUCUUUAUUCUCUAUGUUUCAGCAUACAGAAAAUAUUAAAAAGAUGUUCUCUCUCUCACACAUAAAAUAUGUAGAAUAAAAUUCUAAAUGAACAAAAUGUAAAGUUAAAAACGGACAAAAUAAAUAUUCUGGACUGAGAGAAAAAUAAAUAAAAUCAGCCUGUUUACAACAGUGUAAACAGCAUUAUCAGGCGGUUAGCAUCACCAGGCUAUUAGCUCAUUGUAGCUUCAUCAGGCUGUUAGCUCAUUGUAGCUUCAUCAGGCUGUUAGCUCAUUGUAGCUUCAUCGGGCUGGUAGCUUAGCGCAACUCUGAUACUGUUGUUGUCUAAACAAAUAUUAGCGUUGUUCAUCAUUAACCUCCACUGUAUCCUCAGAAAACGACAUAAAGAGGCUUAAAGCUAAUGAUGCUAACACAUCUCAGCUACAUGUUAGCUAGUGGGCUAAUGCUAUGCUACUGCUGCUUUUGUUUUUGAAGCAGAUUUAACUGAAUUAAGUUGAAAUGAAACCAAAGAACCGACGGACGCUGACGUAAUGAACUCAUCAGGAAUAUGAAUUAAUUAACGAACUAAUGAAGUGACACAUGAUUCAUUUUAUUUACAUAAAGACUGAGAUAAUUAAAGGUUCAUCAUCAUUAAUUAACGGUCUCUGUCUGGUCUGAACUGAGAGUUUGUCUGGUUGUGUCUGAGCUUCAUGUGUUUUUUAUUCUGUGUUUCUUUGUGUUUUCAUCGUCGUUGUUUUUCUUUCCAGGGUUGAGUUAAAGGGCUUUGAUUCAUUUCUCCCCAAAACCUGAUUUACCUCAAAUAAAGACACAAAAAAAAACCUG